AGCCUUGAAGAAUGCCACCUUUGAUCAGCAAUCCACCCAACAAGUCCUGAUCCAAUCAGAUGACAGUUCAGUAUUGUCCAAGUUUCAAGGUGUCCCAGCUUACAAAACUGUAUUAACCAUCAAAGAUACCAUAGGCAGUGCACCGAAGCAACCUUUGGAUGAAAUCAAGAAGUAUGCAACUACAGUUGUUUUACCGAGGCCAUCCCUUAUCACCAUCAACAAUGGCUUUGCUCAAGCACAGACAACUGUUCUCAAGCAAAUGCAAGCUGCAAAUAUCUCAGUAUUCGUUUCGGUUCUGAGGAAUGAAUAUGUUUCCCUUGCAUACGAUUACUUUUCAGAUCCUAUAGUAGAGCUUGCAACCUACAUUGCAGGGCUUGGAGUUAAUGGGGUCAUAACAGAAUUCCCUGGAACUGCCAGCAAAUAUUUGAGAAGCCCAUGCAGUGACUUAAAUGCUGAGAUUGCCAUCUUGCCAGCUGAACCUGGGGGACUCCUCAGCCAGGUUCCUCCCGAGGCAAUGUCACCAGCAGUAGCACCAUCUCCACCACUGGAUAUGGCAGACGUUAUCGACCCACCACUGCCAGCAGUGGCCAAGGUGGACUCACCUGCUACACCGGGUACACCAGGACGUAAAUCAAGCAGCACAACAAUAGCAGCCAACAUUGGUCUUUCUCUAGUAGCAAUCAUGGUGAUUAGUCUUCUAUUUGCCUGAUGAUGCUGACAUUGGCUGCCAGAGUAAUAAUCUUGUAAAAACUGAUACCUUUUAACUUCAUAUUUCAUGCCUGUAAAGAAAAUUGAGACCCGUUU
Molecule: messenger RNA, 804 nt
Organism: Rubroshorea leprosula
Lineage: Eukaryota; Viridiplantae; Streptophyta; Magnoliopsida; Malvales; Dipterocarpaceae
Source: the annotation of a GenBank genome assembly